AUGUCAACUAUUUUUAAAGAAAUUAACAACCUUCCUUUUGAUGAUAACGAAAAGGCCGACCUACUCGAUUUUUUUACUAAUAGAGACACGACUAGAGUGGAAACAGUUCUUCUAGCAACUGAAAAAGAUGAAGUGAAAGUCAACUACUUGAGGAAACAUGCCAAAUCUCUAAGAG
Molecule: messenger RNA, 175 nt
Organism: Funneliformis caledonium
Lineage: Eukaryota; Fungi; Glomeromycota; Glomeromycetes; Glomerales; Glomeraceae
Source: the annotation of a GenBank genome assembly